UGAUCAACGCGAGGUCUUGGCAUCUCGAAGCGAACGAAGCCGAACGAUAUAAACGCCUUCCCCGUCGCCCCAAGGCAUCGCGGUCAGCCCAAGGUAUCUCAGCAAGGCAUCUCAGCAAGACAUCUCAGCUGCUCCAAAAUAUCCAGCAUGGCUUCCACCGUCGACCGCCGUUUCACCACCACCGGCAACGAGCUGCCUGGCUUCGCGAUCAGACAGAAUCUCGGCAUGGUCCGCGGCAUCACCGUCCGGAAUCCCAACGUCGGCAAGGCCAUCAUCGGCGGCUUUGCUGCCCUGGCAGGCGGCGAGAACUCCAUCUAUCUCGAGAUGGCCGAAAAGUCGAGAGAAACGGCCUUUGUGCGGCUGUUGCAACAGGCUGCCCAGGUUGGCGGAAACGGAGUCAUCGGCAUCCGGUUCGACUGCCAGGAAGUCGUCCAGGGAAUGACCGAAGUGUGCUGCUACGGCACAGCCGUUGUCAUUGAGAAGUGCUAGCCCGUCAGUCCGCUUUGAUUAUUCCCCAGCACGCCACUCAUUGGCGAUGCAGGCCGAGCAAAUGCACCAGAACCUCCACCCGACCGCGAGGCCAGCCUGUUGUCGAGUCGGGGUAGUCACUCUUUCUGGAUCCUGAAUACACACCCAUCCACUGUCUAUCACGACCAAACGGCAUGGCCAAACAGAGCAUAUGACCCUGGAGACG
Molecule: messenger RNA, 694 nt
Organism: Polychytrium aggregatum
Lineage: Eukaryota; Fungi; Chytridiomycota; Chytridiomycetes; Polychytriales
Exons: 3
Coding region: 148-489 (113 amino acids)
Source: RefSeq, a predicted model, not a curated record